Clonostachys solani is the source of this 939-nucleotide messenger RNA. Lineage: Eukaryota; Fungi; Ascomycota; Sordariomycetes; Hypocreales; Bionectriaceae. The record is from the annotation of a GenBank genome assembly.
AUGCCUCACAGCGUCCGACAUGAACCGACCCCGCUGGACAUUGUGAAAGACAACAACAUGGAGGGGGAGCUGCUUGGCAAGUGGGCUGUCAUCACUGGCUCCUCCUCUGUCACCGGCAUCGAAAUCGUCCAGGCACUAGCUGUCACUGGAUUAAGACUCAUCCUCCCAGUCCCAAAUCAGGCCAAAGCAAUAGUGACUCUAGGCGAUGCUUAUAACCCAAAUCGCAUGGAAUUCGUCACUAUAGACCACACGUCACUUGACAGUGUACGAGAAGCUACAAAACAUAUCGUAUCCAAGACAGAGAAGAUCAGUCUCCUCGUUUGCAACGAGACCAUCUCACCUUCUCCAAAUCUCCAGCUCACAAAGGACGGUUUUGAGGUGCAGUUUGCCACGAACCACCUCUCUCAUUUCUUGUUAUUCCAGCUCCUCAAACCAGAGCUACUAGCAGCUAGUCGCCCUAGAUUUCAGUCCCGCGUCAUCAUGGUGGCAUGCGCGGAACACAGGAAACACGGUUUAAAUGAGAGGGGUAACUACAACUUUGAAAAGGGAGGCUACGAUUCCGCGAUUGCAUAUGCGCAAUCCAAAACCGCCAAUGUAUAUAUGGCAAAUGAAAUCGAACGGCGGUACGGAACUCGUGGGCUGCAUGCCUUCAGCACUGAUUCUGGCCGGAUCAUUGCUGGCGCAUCUCAGCAGGAUGACACAGAAUCCCUCCAUUCAAAUCUACAGUCAGAAACCGGCGGGAAAGGCUCUGCACGAGGUACGGCCACGGCGAUCUGGGGAGCGAUCGGAAGAGAAUUGGAGAGUAAAGAUGUGCCGUCUAGGGACUCUGAGGAUGAUUUACAUGGCACUGCUUACGCGAAACACACAUAUAGCCCAGCGGAGGAGCAUCGGUUGUGGGAAGACUCUCUAGACAUGAUUGGUCUUCUAGAUGAUCAAUAA